Molecule: messenger RNA, 2604 nt
Organism: Vombatus ursinus (common wombat)
Lineage: Eukaryota; Metazoa; Chordata; Mammalia; Diprotodontia; Vombatidae
Gene: TIGIT
Product: T cell immunoreceptor with Ig and ITIM domains
Exons: 3
Coding region: 190-756 (188 amino acids)
Biological process (GO): positive regulation of interleukin-10 production; negative regulation of interleukin-12 production; negative regulation of T cell activation
Cellular component (GO): cell surface
Molecular function (GO): signaling receptor binding
Source: RefSeq, a predicted model, not a curated record
AAGAGAACCUGUUCCCCCCACUCUCCUGCCACCCACAAUGUUUUUGCUUAAAUUGACAUUUACAUUUUUUUUCUUUUGCCCCACAACUGACAUCUCCUGGUAGGUUCAGUUUUGCUUAUUUAUCUGAAAGCUGGUCAGCUCUUUUGACUGACCCAGCUCUGCUUCCUCUGGUCCUCCUCCAGCAGCUGAAUGAAUUGGUGGCUCCUUCUCCUCUGGCAAGCUCUCCUUCCCACCUCAGGGGCUGUGACUGGGAGAAUUUUAGCUGCUGAGAAAAUGUCUGCAGUUGAAGGCACCUCAGCUACUUUGCAGUGCAACCUCUUAUAUACUACAGCUAAGGUCACACAGGUCAUUUGGAAGAGGUAUGACCAACUUCUUGCUAUUCGUGAUGCUGUUUAUGGAUCUUGGAUCAACCCAGUCUUCAGAAAGAAGGUAAACUUGGCCCUAGGCUAUCGCAUCACUCUCCUGUCCUUAACUGCCAAUGACACUGGCGAGUACCAUUGUGACUUUCACACCUUUCCUGAUGGGAUUUACAAAGGAAACAUUUUCCUGGAAGUCACAGAACUAAGUCUUCCAGGAGAUUCAGCAGCUGAGGCAUUGGACAACUCCCAUUCAAGGAUCUCUUUUGGAGUCCUGGUCUCCGUGAUAAUAAUCAUUGCUGCCACAGUCAUCAUGUUGGUGAUCUUGGGGGUCAAGGUAAAUGGACCUGAUUCAUGGACUAUAAUUCUGGGAGGGAUAACCCUUGCUCUUUUUCUUUGAGAUGUUUCCAUUUCAAUGAGGGAAGUCAUUCUGACCCUUGGCACACUUCAUGGAUUGGUCUAAAAUGUAUGGAAAGGACAAUCCUAGGUUCAAGGGGCCAAAAGGUGAGAUUCAACAAGGUCCAUGGAAGUCGUGGGACCUUGAUGGCCUUACCUUUUUGAGGACAUAAAAAGAGAAAAUUUCUCAGAGAAGUGAGGAGGGGAGAGGAAAAUGAUAGCUAUCUUCAAGUAUUUUGAAUGGCUAUUAUAUAGAAGAGAGUAAUCCUGUCAUACCUCAGAGGUCAGAACUAGCAGGGCUUUAAGGUGAUGAAUUAAAGAUGGAUCUCAUAGAGAGGCAGAUUUUGACACAAUAUAAAGAUGAACUUCCUAACAUUCAGAGCUGUCCAAAAGUGUAAUGAGGUGUCUUGGAAAAUAGUAAAUCCCCUACCCUUGGAUUGAAUGUGAGACUACUGUUGGGGACAUGUACACUAGGAAAUCCUACUCACAUAUAGGCUCGACUUGGUUUUUGGGAUCCUUUCCAACUCUGAGGUUCAGAGAUUCUGUGAAAGCAUUGCUAAUCAGAUCAAAGGUUAGCUAGGAAGCAGCAAGCUUCUAUCUCUUCUUUGAAGUGUUUAAGGAGCCAUGUUCAUCUUUGCCGUCUCUCUUUCCUCUCCCAGAAAGAACCACAUUGUACACCUCUCAUCUUUCCAGCCUUGCUCAAUUCUCGGUGGCUGCUCAUCCUUACACAUGCCACCUCUGAACUUGGUGAAGCUUGUCUCCUUUUCCAUGCUUCCCUCAUGUAACCAAGAGUUGUAUGGAAGCUAGAGAGAAAUGCUUAUUUAUAAAAGUACCUUUGCAGAAACUGAGUGUGUACCUUCCAAUAUUUAGCUAGCACCUUUGGUUAGAAGGGUUAUUAUUAUUAUUUUUUGGCUGGAGAUUACUUUGCAUAGUAGUACUGCCACUGUAAGUACUUAUGAUGCCACAUCUUUUCUACAUAUCCAUUUGCAUUUUGAGCAGCUGGACUUGAUCUCUUAUCCUGAAGAUUCUAAAUUUGAAAAUCUGUUAGUUUUCAAUGCAGCUAAACCCAUCCUUUGAAUUACUAUGUCUAAAACGGAUGUCGGUUGAAUAAUGGAGGACAAUCUGUUUCAAAUGUACAAGGUGUCCCAGAAGUCUCAGUGUAGCUUUAGAGUCACAACCAUAUAGUAUUUUAAGGUUUAUAAAUCAGUUUUCUUAUAACAACCCAAUGAGGUAGAUAUUAUGAUUCCAUUAUCAUUCCCAUUUUAUGAAUGAGAAAGCUGAGACUCAGAAAGUUUGAGUGACUCGCUCACUUAGUGCUAGUGUUCAAAUCCACAUCUGAUUCAAUACUGCACAACAUUGCUAGGCACGCUGCCUGAACAAAGGUAGCCACAAUUAACAAGUGCCAUCAGGAAAGUCCUGGCAGUAUUUUUUCCCCUCAAAAUAAGAAUACCUGAUCAAAUUGGUACUAAUAAAUGAAAUAUUACAUGUAAUCACAGCAUCAGCACAAUUUAUAAGGGCAUUUCUUACCAUGUUUAUGUCAAGGACAGCUCUUGAAAUCCUUGGCAGGACUGAUAAUCCAGGAAUCUGGAACCACCUGCCACUGUUCUGAAGAAUUCAUUUAUAAUGGUGGAAUGAGAGACAGUCAGUUACUGUUUAUCAUAUAGACGGUCACCUAUCCUGGUUGUGUCAAACUCAAAGAGAAAAAAGUCCACAUGUUGACUUGCUUGUCUGGAUGUUCAGGCAUGUCUGACUCUUCAUGAUCCCGUGUGCUAUACCAUGCCAAUGCUGUCCUUAGGGUUUUCUUGGCAAAGAUACUGAAGCAGCUUGCCAUUUUCUUUUCCAGUAGAUUAAC